Messenger RNA from Lytechinus pictus (painted urchin), 6200 nucleotides. RefSeq names its product transcription termination factor 4, mitochondrial-like. The transcript has 3 exons. Lineage: Eukaryota; Metazoa; Echinodermata; Echinoidea; Temnopleuroida; Toxopneustidae. Gene Ontology annotation, molecular function: double-stranded DNA binding. Gene Ontology annotation, biological process: mitochondrial ribosome assembly; mitochondrial transcription; regulation of DNA-templated transcription. Gene Ontology annotation, cellular component: mitochondrion. The record is from RefSeq and is a predicted model, not a curated record. Bases 757 to 2130 code for a protein of 457 amino acids.
ACAGCCAGGCCAGCUGCCCCAGCCGCGCACGCGUCGCAAAGGAACAAAUUACUUGUCAAAAACACAUGGUUUGCGUGGUCUUACAACACUUAUUACUAAAAAUAAACUCUCUUAUGCACUGUUAUCACUCUAUACAUUCACUAGGUAAAUUAUAUUUUCGUUAAUAUUAUUCUUGUACUGCAUAAAUGUCAUUUUAUUAACGGUGUGUUCGUACCAUUUUCGCAAGGAACAAGUGUGCAGAUGAAAGAGGGCGACUACGAAAGGAUCAGUCAGUAAGUUUUUUUUUCUUCUUUUUUUCAUUCCUAUAUUUUUUAUCUUCUAGAAAAUUCAUAUUCAAAAAUAUAAAAUUCUGUAAAAUAAUAUAAUUAUUUUUAAAAAAGCUACAUCAUGACGAUUAAAAAGAAAAUUUUGAGAUAAAGAAUAUAUGUAAUUAACGUUGAAUAGUCUUGAUGUAUCAGACGCCUUUAAGCCUUGCAGACGCGACGUGAAUGAUCGACACGUGCAGUUCGCCACGUUCGCUUGUACGAUCCCCAAUAGGCUACGCUGCACCAGGCCAGGCUAGGCUAGGCCGCGCCGGACCGUAUACCGUACCCGAAGCUCCGGCGACUGUCGUCAGGCUUGCCCGCUAGCACUAGACUAGAAAGGGGAAAAACCCUGAAGACGGAUUGAUUCUUUGUUCAGCUUGAGCUCCAGAGCCGAGGAUCUGAUCAGCAGGCGACGAUUGAUGAAAGGAUGAAGUAAAGACCUAAGUCAAUCAUGGCUGGUACUAGAUAUUUGGCUUCACCUGUCCUUCUGAGACAGAUUCUGUUCUGUGGAGAGCUGCAGAGACAUCUCCUCUUUCCAUUGAAGUCAAGACACCAACAAACUAUUUCAUCAAGUCACAUCCAUCAUUCUACAAUGGGAAGACUAUGCUCUGGUCGCACUUCUACAGAGAUGAUAGGAAACCUGUUCCUGUCAAGGAAGAGGAUGGUGUGUUCCCCUGAUGUAGGGGCGAGUUAUCCAUUUCCAUUAAAUCUUCAAACUUCUGUAUUUUGCAACGUUUGGAAUACAAAGUGUGAACUCCAUGAUGCAGCCCCUUUUUCUUCAGAUAUCAUUAGCCCCAGUCCAAGUAGCACUGAUGUCAAGUCCAAAGUAAUUACUUUCAUAGAAAGUGAAGAUGAUUUGGAUACCUUCAUGAGCCAAGUCACAUCAGAAUUGAAUUUAUCAGAACCUUCAACAUCUGUGCAGAUUCUCAGACCACUUGUUCAAAAGCUUGUUAGUAUGGAUUGUGAUUGCAGAGGCAUAUCUGCAAUGCUAGUAGCUAAUCCCAGGAUACUCUCUGUGCAGAUGGGUAGACUUCUUGGCAACAUUGAUUAUCUUCAUAUGCUUGGAUUGAACUAUAGGCAGUUGUUGAAGACCCUUGAUGGAAACGCAAGAUUGUGGAAGGCAUCGCUUCAGAAUCUUCAGAGUAGAGUCAAGCAGCUCAGGAAGUUUGGGUUUGUGGAAGGGCAACUGCAAAGGUUGAUUGCCGAUUGGCCACAUGUACUGACCAUGGGUAGUGUCCAGUUGAAUACUGUGGUCAAGUUACUGAUGGAGAAGUGCAGAUUCCCCAGGGCGGAAGUCUUGACCAUAUUAUCAGACAGUCCAGCAAUCUUGAAAGAAGACCUAGAGAGUAUUGAACUUCGUUUCCAGUAUUGCUACUUCAGGAUGGGUAUCCAGAACAACUCCGAGAUGACUCAAGCCAAGAUCUUCAAGUACUCCCUUGAUCACCUACGCUGCAGACACCUUAUCCUUGAGAGACUAGGUCUGUAUGCUCCACCCAACAAUAGAGGGCACUUUGCCACAAAGAACCCAAGCUUGUCAAGGAUCAUUGAUAGCUCUGAUGGACGGUUUACAGAGAAGGUUGCCAAGAUCACUCUGGAAGAAUAUGAAGCCUUCAGCAAGAUUCUCCUGGAGGAAAUCAAGGUUGAACAGUUCAACAUAGACCAUCUUGGUGGAGGAAAUCUUGAUGAGUUCACAGAUGAAGACAGCCAUUAUGAUGAUAGUGAUGAUAGUAUUGACUCUGAUAGUGAGUUUUGGGAUACAGAUGAUACUGUCUCUCAAACACAACCAUUUGACUUUGACAAAGUUGAUUACAGAAAGAAAAGGUGAUGGAUUAUAUCUUUUUGAACUUUCCUGAAUCUGCACCAGGUAUAAUAAUGGUGCAAGAAAUUAACCAUUAACGCUGCAACCUUACACAACUGAGUAGAUUUUUUCAAAAACUUCCCUUUGACAGUGUAUUUAGUAAAUUUCCCUUAGUUAAUGGGACAUUGGGAGGAUAUCGCUUGAUAGUUAAUUGAUUUGUUAAUCUAAACAAGAUUUGCCCUAAAUUAUCUUUAGUCUUAUCACCCAAGCAAUUUCUGGUGGUAGGUGCCACCAAGGUAUUCAUGAAAAUUCAGUUUCAAUCAAAGCAGCAUAAAACUGUAAAUCCAUUUACAAUUGGAGAUGAAAGCAAUGAUAUUUUGAAGUUUCACUUUCUUUCACAAAAUAGUGAUAUGCACAACAUACACAAUAGUGGAGCGCCGUGGAAUUCAUCCACAGUGUGCUGCACUCGACCCAGGUGAGGUAAAUGCAUACCGGCAGGAAAUAAUUCCUCAAAAAGCUGUGUGCACCUAAAUUAAAAUCGGUAGCCUAGCUUAGCCGGGUAAUAAUAACAGGGCCCGCUGGGUAAAUAUACCGUUAUUAUUAUUAUAACAUAGUUGAUACGUGCAGAGAGAGUGGUUGAUACAUGUAUGAUCUCUCAGUAUUUAUUUUGUAUUUAUGAAUAUAAAAUAUCUGUUUGAACAGAUAGGGCUCUUGGUUUAGACAAAUAUGACAUUUGUGCUUGUUCGAGGUCAAACCAUAGUUUACAUUAUUAAAGUCAUGUAUUUGAAAUGUUUCAUUUGUCACUAGUUCCCUCAUUCCCAUUUCAGCCCCUCUUAUGCAUACUACAUUCGUAUUUCAUAAACAUGUAGCUGUGAAAUUAAGUGCAACUUUAUGUCAUAACUUUGCAAUAUGACAUUCAAAAUUUGAUGAAGUGUUGAACAUAUUCUGCAAAAUGCAUGUUUUUUCUUUAUUCAAAUUAACUUUUCAUUGGAGUGAGUUUUACUUACAUUUUGUUGGCAUAAUACAUGGUUGCGGUACACCAAUCGCCUUCCUGUAUACUUGGGUUAAAAAUCAACUGUCACUUCUCUUUACUCUUUUGCAUCGCUUGUUGGUUAUAACUGAGACCAAAAAGUCUACCACUGAGGAUGUUUCUAUAGAACUUUAAUAGUGCCAAAGAAGAAUAAAUGGAUUUCCUUUUUUUUCUCUCCCAUGAUGUGUGAAGGGGUUCUAAUUCUACACACAACUCAUUAUGCAUUCAGUUCAUGAGUAAAAUGCUCAAUUAAUGUUUGAGAUUGUGACUGCUGUGACAAAUGAUUUUUUUUCAUAUUUUCUAAAUAGGCUACGUUGCUGUAACAAAAGGCAGAGAAAACUUCAAGGUUCAUGGUUUAUUCACAUCAACAUUUCACAUUUAAAAAAAAAAUCAACAACUCAAUACAAACAAUAAUAUUUUACGAUACAAAUUUUCAUAGAUAAGCAUGAAUAAAUAUGGUAAAAUAUGAAAUGUAUACAUAAUAUAACAAUAGAAAAAAAGUACUGGAAUGUAUUCUUGUAAUUGGUUCGAAAAUAAUGACAAAGAAAGAAAGUGAGAGAUGUGGAAAUGAGGGAGCCAAAAGUAAAUGCAAAGCUUGUUGGUUGAAGGCUCCAAAGAAUAUGCAGUGAGUAAUUGUACUAGUAAAUGUUUGCAAUUUGGGAGUUAUAUUCAUGAGUUUCAUAUUUUUCAUUGAUAAUAUGAACAUAAUUUAGAACAGAGAAGCACAGGAAAUAAAAUUUCUUAGCAUGAGAAAUGAAGUGAGUAACACCUUCCAAAUGGAAAAGAUGACAUGAUAUUUGCUUUUUAUUUAAUGACUUGUGUGUAUUGCCAUGUAAAAGAUCUUUUCAGUAUUUACCACUUAAUAAAAUUAGAAAUUCUAUCCAAACAUUUAAAUUGUUAGAAAAAAAAUCAUGUAUUUGUGCUGCCUUGAUCACUCAUUCUUUGUUUCAUUUUCAUGGAGGCAAUUAAACUGCUCUUUUUGAAGAAACCCAUUUAAUGCUCGGCUUCUCUGGGUAUAUUUUCAUUGUUAUCAUAUUUUUUUGGCAUAGCUCCACAACUAUCAGUUUUCUUCAUUUUCGUCAUCACCAUUAUCAUCAUUGCAAAACACCAGUCUUUUCUUCUUGAGAUCCAAUCUCUUUGUAAACUCACUUGUGACAUUUUACUCUCAACUUAGAAUAUUCCUGUAAGAAAAUUCUGAGACAUGCCACCAGUUCUGGUAAUGAUCUCCUAUUGAGUUUGACCAGGAUUCAUGGAAUUUACCACCCAAGUGUUUUAUAUUUUUAAAUAAGAUGUUUUCCAAGUAAUAAUAAUACACUGUCCCACAUAUGACUAGAGAGUUUUAGGAGCAGUAAACGAGAGCGGCGUCGCAGUGGUCUGAUCGUUCGAGUCAACGUAGUCAUCUGCCCUUGUUCACUACAGAUGUGAAUAUGUUAGAUUUCACUGGACUUGUACGUGUACGUACGUCCACGUGAAACAGCGUGAUAACCAGCAGGUCAUGACACGCUGCCCGACCCGGAAGAUCUGGCGUACCAUCCUUCGCCUGGCGACCCGGUUGGGUGAUGCGAAGGUGCAACUUGUGCACACUUGCCCUUUCACUUGCUUUGAUACCUUUUUACGCGAGUUGGGAUAUAAUUAUAUAGAUAUAUAUUUUGGAGAUCAGAAAGCAAUUUCAAAUAUGAUAAACAUAAUGCGUCGUACAACUUAGAUUAAUUUUGUGAAGUCACUUUAAUGUGACCAGUUCUCUGCUUAAUAGGUUUCAUACUUUCACAAGGUUAGGCUUAUACACUGUCCCACAUAUGAAUAUCUGUGUUGGAGUUCUUUAGUGUGACCAUUUCUCUGCUUUAUUGAUUUCUUACUUUCACAAGGUUAGGCUUAUGUAAAUAUACCAGAUCUUGAUCUACAAUGAUAUGGUGACAAUAUUCCUCUGUUUGAAAGGAUAUUGAAAUAAUUAUUUGCUGCAAGUUCAUGAAUUUAGUGUUAAUGAUUCUUAAAGGUCAAGUCCACCCCAGGAAAAUGUUAAUUUGAAUAAACAAAGAAAAAUCAAACUAGCAUUACGCUGAAAAUUUCAUCAAAAUCGGAUGUAAAAUAAGAAAGUUAUGGCAUUUUACAGUUUCGUUUAUAACACAAAACAGUGAUAUGCACAAGUCAGUGAAAUGCAAAUGUGUCAGUCGAGGAUGUCCAUCACUCACUAUUUUGUUUUUUAUUGCUUGAAUUAUACAAUAUUUCAUUUUUUACAAAUUUGACAAUAAGGACCAACUUGACUGAACCAUAAAGUAUUAAACAAUGCUAAUUCUAUGUGUUCAGGGAGGAAUUAAUUGUUGUUUCACUCAACAUUGAGGAGAAAAUUAGAAUAUUUCAUAUAACAAAAUGCAUAAGAAAGUGAGUGGAUGACAUCAUCAGUCUCCUCAUUUGCAUACCGACCAGGAUGUGCAUAUAACUGUUUUGUGAAAUUAAGCAAUUCUUUAGAAUGUCAUAACUUAUUUUACAUCCAAGUUUGAUGAAAUUUUCAGUCUUAUGCUUGUUGGAUUUUUCUCUUUUUAUUCAACUCAACUUUUUUGUUGGGGUGGACUUGUCCUUUAAUUGUCAAGUGUUUCUCAUAUUUCUUGUAUGUUUCUUCCUUUGACUUUCACUGUGCUUUGAGUAUUUUCAGAGUUUACUUGGUUAAAUUAUAUUUUAAAAAAAAAAUUAUUAUUAUAAGAAAUCCCCCUUUAUUGAAAUUUCUUUGUAUCACUUUCACCAGUUUCUCAAAGAACUGCUUUCUUGUGUUUGUUAUAAGUCUGAAUAAAAGUUAAAAUAGAUGUGAAUUUGUACAAUGUUGUGCUAUUAUUUGUUUGUGAAGAGUUAUUGUUGUAACUUGUAAGGUCCCAAUCUGAAUAAAACCAUUAUAAACUUUUCUUGCUAUUGUAGCAUAAUGAGUUAUACGUUUAAGAUGUAUUUCAUAGUUGAUCGUAGAGGGCGAUAUUUUUAUGUUGUGAUACUUGGUAUGGAAAAGUACGUCAGUUCGCUGGGAGCUGCGGUGGCGUGCGGUUGUAAGAUGUAAGCUCCGAAUAAAUCAAGUUGAACUGUA